AUGGCGAUGGCACCGUGCGCACCCGCCUCCGUCUCCUUCCCAGCCCGCCCGGCGGGGUCCCCUUCCUCUGCCGUGGCGGUCCGCGCCGCCGCGGAGGGCGGCAGGUGGUGGGCGCCGCUGCUGGGGUGGUCGGGGAAGGCCGACUACCUCGAGACCCCGUCGCCGGCGGUGGCGGUGGCGGUGCCGCAGGACGAUGACGACGCAGGCAGCGCGGCACGCAGGCAGUUCGUGGGGGGCCUGACGGAGGAGAAGGCCCGCCAGCUGCGGGCGCGGAUGGCGCAGACCGAGUCCUUCCACGACGCCAUGUACCACUCCGCCAUCGCCUCCCGCCUCGCCCGCUCUGCCUAG
This is a messenger RNA of Miscanthus lutarioriparius, 348 nucleotides long. NCBI's taxonomy places the organism in Eukaryota, Viridiplantae, Streptophyta, Magnoliopsida, Poales, Poaceae. The record is from the annotation of a GenBank genome assembly.